Aspergillus eucalypticola CBS 122712 is the source of this 1124-nucleotide messenger RNA. RefSeq lists its product as uncharacterized. The coding region runs from base 205 to 771 and encodes 188 amino acids. The transcript is spliced from 2 exons. NCBI's taxonomy places the organism in Eukaryota, Fungi, Ascomycota, Eurotiomycetes, Eurotiales, Aspergillaceae. The record is from RefSeq and is a predicted model, not a curated record.
GCUACUCCCCAGCCCUGUUAUAGCCAACGACUCUAUAUAUCAGCCUGCACAGUUACCCAUUGUUCGUAAAUAAACUUUUCUGCACGAUCAAUCUUUCACAUUGUCCUCUCAUAAGAGUUCUCUGCAUUUUCCACCGAGAAAUAAACUCUUCAAUAUUCGCACGCGACACCGGAGAUCUGAUCUGAACCUUCUCUGCCUCACACCAUGUCCCUCAAGCGCAAGGCCUCGGUUCCCAGUCUCACAUCGCCCAAUCCUGCUCCUGUGAUGUCAGGACGAUCACUCGUGGCAGAUGACUCCCCAAAGCACCUCCACAGUCGCACCCGCAAGCGCUUCAGGAACGAUCGCCCGGAUGACGAAGUAGUCUAUGAAAAUACAAUGCGAUGGCUUUUUACGGCUCAGCAACAACAACAACACCAAGCUCCUACUCCUUCCACAGACGAGGACGAGGCAACUGAGCCAGAACCUGUACCAUCAUCUGAGAUCGUCGACCCUCGCCAGCAGACAUUGCUCAAGUUCUUCCGCCCUUCCCAAUCUACACCCGCUCACAACCGCAUGAACAAGCUGGAUCAACCAUCGAACAAUGCUAUACCACUGCAAACAACACCCUUUCAAUCGCAUACCUUCAAUAUGUCCUCGCCAGUUACCUCGACGGGAUGGAGUACGAGUAGUCCACCUUCGCAGCUGACAGGCAGCGAUAUGGACAUGGACUCGGUAACCAACGAGUCAGUCCAAGAGCCUCGGAGACCAUUCGGAGGGUUUGGUUGGGCAUGACGAGCACUCGGUCAUGGCUGAGGUGCAUUACACCCAUAGCACGCGAUACCACCGACAUUAGUUCUUUCAGCGAUGAUACCUUGAUUUACUUUAUCUUAAUAUUAUAACCACGCGGAUCAAUGUGCUGGUCAUAUUGGUAGCGUCACGACACUGUCACUUGAUAUACGUUGCAGGAUCUAUCCAUCUGCAUGUCUUCCAUGUUGGAGACAUGAAUCAAAGCCGAAACCUGCUUCCCUUGCCUGAAAUGGCAGCCAAGACACUCGAGUUGAAUUCGAGUCAAUCUGAGCUAUCUUGGCGACUGAGGUGCAGAAUUACAGACGAAAAAAUGUAUAUAGUCACCGAGAUGUGUUGAG